AUGUGGAGGAAAAAGUACUACGAGAACCCGCGGCGUCUCGCCCUGGCCGCCAUCGCGAAGGAGACACAGGAAAGGACACCCACCAUCGCAGCAAGGCUGCCACACCUCGACGUGUCAAAAUCCGAGAAGCUCGACCUACCAUCCCUGCCGCCUCUGGACCCAGCCAAAUGCCCACAAUUCCGAAUCCCCAACCAGGGCUCGCUGGUGGGCACAACAACGCGGGUGUUCAACCGAGACUCGUUCGACGCCGCCCUGUCCAUGUCCUCGUCCAUCCUUGACCUACACCCUACUCCGGGAGAAAAGUCCAUUACCUCGACAGAGAAUGAAAAAGAGAUCCUCUCCCAUUUGGAACCCCUCUCAGCCUCCCCAACGAACCUCAACCCCUCCACCGCGGCGCGGGUGGCCGUGCUGAACAUGGCAUCGGACCGCAACCCGGGCGGCGGCUGGCUGAAUGGGGCCUCGGCUCAGGAGGAAGCGCUGUGCUUCCGCAGCACGUUGGCGGCGUCGCUCCAUCGGGCGUAUUACCCGCUCCGGAGGCGGGAGGGACUGUACACGCCGGAUGUAGUCGUCUUCCGCCGGUCAGCGGCAGCGGGUGGGGAGGAGGGACAUAAGCUGAUGGUGCCCGAGACGGCGGUGGGGGAGCUGCCUGUUGUGAGUGUGUUGAGUGUGGCGGGGAUUCGGGGGCCGGAGGUUAGACCUGAGGGAGAAGAGGGAGGCAGGGAGGAGGGGGGACAGGAGAAGAAGGCAGUCGGGAAGGAGGCUGCUGAGAGUGGGCGAAAAGAAGCCGAGGGCGAUCAGGAGCGUGGAAAGGGCAAGACCAAGACUCCCAAGGGACCGUUCGUCUUUGCCGACCCCGCCGCGCGCGAGUUGACCAAAGACAAGAUGCGGCUGUGUCUGCGGAUGGCUGGCGCCAAGGGCCAUACGAUGCUUGUCCUCGGGGCGCUCGGCUGUGGGGCGUUCCGCAACCCGCCGCAGGAGGUGGCUCGGUGCUGGCAGGAGGUGCUGGGCGAGGCCGAGUUUGCCGGCGGCUGGUUCCGCGAGAUCUGGUUCGCCGUCUAUGACCGCAGGAACGAGGGCAACUUCGACGUCUUCAGGGAUGCUUUUGACGGGAAGGUUGUCGGUGAACGGAAACUGUCGGGUCUCGGAGAAGUAGAUAUAUGA
This is a messenger RNA of Chaetomium strumarium, 1161 nucleotides long. RefSeq lists its product as uncharacterized. The coding region runs from base 1 to 1161 and encodes 386 amino acids. NCBI's taxonomy places the organism in Eukaryota, Fungi, Ascomycota, Sordariomycetes, Sordariales, Chaetomiaceae. The transcript has a single exon. The record is from RefSeq and is a predicted model, not a curated record.